AGAUGCUCCGGGGAACAUAAAGCAGUUGUUGAUGGCGUCAUCUGUCCUCUCAAUCUUAUUCUGCAACGCCGAACAUGGCCUUGCAAGCUAGCCUUCGCCCUUUGAUCAUUGCCGGGACUGCUGAAGCGCCCCAUACGCUCGACAUCUUCUUGGACUACGUCUGUCCCUUCAGUGCAAAGAUCUCUCUCGCCAUCGACAGUGUUCUCAUUCCCAUGCUCGGGCCUGGGGGCAAAUACCACGGAAAAGUCAAAGCGAUCUUCCGCAACCAGGUCCAACCCUGGCACUCGACGUCCACCCUUGUGCACGAAGCCAGUCUCGCCGUCGCGCACACCGCUCCAAACUCGUUCUGGCCAUUCUCCGUCCUCCUCUUCAAACGCCAAGGCGAAUACUUCGACAUCCCAUCCUCAACUCUCACGCCUAUACAAAUUAGAGAGAAGCUCGCCGCCCUCGCUGCUGAAGUAAUCCCGGCUGGAGCGAGGAGCGAGUUUGCCGAGUCGUUGAAGCUCAAAGACACUCCCAAUGGCGGAAACGCGGUUACAAAUGACCUCAAGUACACCAUCAAGUUUUCGCGUCAAAACGGCAUUCAUGUCUCGCCGACCGUUUUGUGGGAUGGAUUGGUGGAGAAUGCGAUCUCUAGUUCAUGGGGAGAGAAAGAGUGGAGCGAGUUCCUUGCAGCGAAAGUUUAUGUGUGAUUCGAGUCCAUUUACGAUAGCGAUCCGAGCAGAGCAAAACAUGAGUCCAGUUGCGCUGAGACUCUGGCUAGAAACAGGCCUGGGCAGGUCGGGUCACGAGGCCGAUGGCGACUCGUGACGGCGCCCGAGAGCCGAAUCUGUCAUUAGCCCACCAGCCAUUGUGCCCUCUCUUUUCUUCACCAUGGCUUCACCCGUGUCGUCUCUUACGGCGUCACGGUCGCCGUCGCUAGAACCGUCGCCAGAGCCAUUAGCUCAGCCCGACCACUUUUAUGGCGCCGACCCCUCCCACCUUCCGUCGCCUCAUUCAGAAGUGAAGACGUAUCUAUCUCCAGAUGAUGACCCUCUCGCAAAUCGCGGAAUCCCCGUCUUCAAACCGACCAUGCGGGAGUUUGCCGAUUUCGAACACUACAUGACUCGUGUCGAGGCAUGGGGCCGGCGAGCAGGCAUCGUCAAGGUGAUACCUCCGAAGGAAUGGACCGACGCGCUACCCGACAUCAAGCCCCAGCUUGCAAACGUGAAGAUUAAGAGUCCUAUCGAACAGUUCAUGCGUGGACGUGGGGGUCUCUUCCGUCAGGAGAAUAUGGAGAAGAGGAAAGAAAUGAGUGUGCGCGAGUGGGCGGAGCUAUGUGCGAAGGAUGAUUUUCGGGCGCCCAGCGUCGAGCAGGUCGGAUUACACAACAACCCGAGUGCGCGCGCUCCACUUCCGAGUCGAAAGAAGAAGAAACCGGCUGUUCCUAUAAGGGAGGAGGAGGAGGAAGAUGCGCAAGUACCAGGCUCCAUUGCGUCUCCGCCGAACAGCGCAUCUCCUGAUCCCGAAGACGCCAUUCCUUCGACAUCUGCGAGCAACAACAAGGCUCGAAACCGCCGCAUCGAGCGUGCUGACAAGGACGCCACGUUCAUGGAAACUUUCAACCCGCAUCUGGAUUGGCACCCACAAGGCACUUCUGCGGAGGACUAUACACCUGAGUUUUGCUACAAGCUAGAGCGUGCUUUUUGGAGGAACUGUGGUAUUGGGAAGCCUGCUUGGUAUGGUGCCGAUACAAUGGGUUCUCUAUUCACCGACGAUACACGAUCGUGGAACGUAGCCCACCUACCAUCAACACUAUCACGUCUGCUGCCCUCCGCGCAAGGACUCCCCGGCGUCAAUACUCCAUAUCUCUACUUCGGGAUGUGGCGGGCCACAUUCGCUUGGCACGUGGAGGACAUGGACCUGUUCUCAAUCAACUACAUUCACUUCGGCGCGCCCAAGUUCUGGUACGCUGUCCCUCAGGCCCGUGCCAAUGCGUUGGAAAGCACCAUGCGCGGAUACUUCCCCAAAGACACGUCCCAUUGUCCGCAGUUCCUCCGUCACAAGUCGUUUCUCGCGUCCCCUACUCUUCUAGCGCAAUCUGCUGUGCGAGCCAACCACCUCGUUCAGCACGCGGGAGAGUUCGUGAUCACCUAUCCUCGAGGGUACCAUGCCGGAUUCAACCUGGGCCUAAAUUGCGCUGAGAGCGUCAACUUUGCUCUGGAUAGCUGGUUGGACGAAGGGCGCAAAGCUGGUGCCUGUGCUUGUGUCGACUUUAGCGUGCGCAUCGACGUAGACCAGCUUCUGGCGGAUCGUGCAGCCGAGCGGGAAGCCGGUUUGGUGGCUGCUCCCGCCACAGAGCCUACUCAGCCCGCGAAGCCACGCAGUGAUCGUAAGCGCAAGGCACCCAUUCCAUUCGAUCCGGAAGGGCCACCAGUGAAGCGAGCCAAGCCUGCGAAGACGCACAAAUCUGCCGUCGAAAAAGUGACUUUGAAGCUCGGGUUGGCAUCUGGUGCGACCUUUGAGGAGGACACCUUCCCAUGCUGUCUAUGCGUUGACCACGGCACGGAGGAUCUGGUGCGAGUACAUGAUCUGCCGAUGGCCUGGCGAGAGCUGGGCUCGGCUGCGAGGAUCCAUUUCCCUGACAGCACCGGCGGCUUGGGUGUCUGGAUGGCUCACGAGUCAUGCGCGAUGGUCCUGCCGGACACAUGGGUGGAUGACGUGAAUGGCGAGCGGUUCGUGUUCGGGGUGGACGGUAUCGUUCGCGGGCGAUGGACCUUGAAAUGCUCGGUGUGCACACGGCAUCGUGCCAAAAGUCAUGGUGCUCUUAUCCAAUGCACUAAGGGCAAGUGCUCCAAAGCGUUUCACAUCAACUGCGCCCGAGACGACCCCAGAGUUGCCUACACUGUGGUAAACGAGGUUGAGAAAGAGGUCGUCUUAUUGGAGCCAACGUGCGCCGACUCUGACAUGCAUGUGCUGAAGACCAUCAAGAAGAUCGAGGUGGAGACAAUGUGUCCGCAGCAUAAUCCGGCUGUGAUUGACGAGCGCCGGGCUUCGAAGCAACGGAAUCUGCGGGACGACGUAUUGGCUCUGCCGCCUUUGGCUCGUAUCAAGUUGCGGAUGAGCUCUGGCAUGUUCGAAGUCACGCUAUUGAAGGUGCUGGAAGAGAAGAAGAGCAUCCAGGUCUCGUGGAAUCUGGGCGGGGUGCGCGAAUUCAAGUGGUCGGCGAUUGUCUUUGGACCCGGAACAGUGGACAACAGCAAUGCUGUCGCUGGCCCAAGUUCUGUCACACCAACCCCGACUACGAUAACGAGCUCUUCGGCUAUAGCCAGUGCUCGCGUAGCGCCUUCUGAAAACCCUCGACCUUCAUCAACGACAGCAGCACCACGGGACAACUUCAAGCAUUGGAUCCAUCCGAAUAUAGAAACUCCGUCAGUGUUUGCCGCAACCACCGAAACAGUUCCAGCUCCGAGUCCUGGUGCAGGACGAGGGCACUACCCGAGUCGUUGUUACACGCAGCCGUCAGCUCAACAGAGCUGGACAUACUACCAAGUGCCGCCAGGUUCACAGCCUCCGAAAAAUCCGCCGCUGGAUCCUUCCUUGCGCUGAAACGGCUGUCUGACCUCUCGCGCACAGUACUUAAGAUUAUAAAGUGAUAUUUAUCAUGAUACAGUACUCGCCUUGUGUAAACGUUGUAAUUUUAUCUUACAAUGAACCAUUCUUGGUCUUUUUGGACCAGAAUGCUGUCGAGUUU
Messenger RNA from Mycena citricolor, 3733 nucleotides. The record is from the annotation of a GenBank genome assembly. NCBI's taxonomy places the organism in Eukaryota, Fungi, Basidiomycota, Agaricomycetes, Agaricales, Mycenaceae.